UUCUUUCAUAACAUCGCCAUCAAAACUCAAUUUGGUAUUUUUCCAAAUUGUCUUUUGAUUAGUUGCGUAUGAAGAGGGCUCGUCAGCAUUAUAUUCUCAUCAGAGCACAUUCAAGUAUUGCAUCGAUAAAAUGAGUUUAAAACUUUUUCAAAUAAAUUGCUUCCUAUUUUUAAUAUUUCUCACCAUUGCUUUGGGUGAUCGAUGGAAUUACGGAUUGAGUUUCAUAGGAAAUAGCUGCGCAUUUGUGAAGCUGGAUUAUGGAAAAUGUUCUAUUCGAAAUGUGAACAAGACUCACGCCGAUGCUGAUAUAAUUAUUAAACGCACGUUUCGACAGCCUUUCAUGCAAUUAUCGGUCCUACAAAUAUGCACAAAGAGAAGAAAAACGGUCAUCCUAAAGCGGAAAUUCGAAUUUUGUAAUGAAAAGAUGUUCCUGAUGACUGACUUUUUUUCACUUUACGUUGUUUCUAUAGUAAAUGCAUUUUUCAAUGGUGCCAAGAUAACAUGUCCAAUAACGCCACGGACACUCUCAAUUCGAAGUUUUUCAUUGAACUCCAAAAUUGUUCCUUUGCAAUUAUUCUACAGACCUGAUUGCGUCCUAAUAGUGAAUGGAACAUUUUUUGAAGGGACCGAAACAUCUAAUUUUCUUAUUGGUUCGUUUGCUUUAAAAAUGAAAAUUGAGAGAAGUACUUCUUGAAAUAUGAUGGAAUGCGGUAAAAUCAAAGAGAAUAGAAAUUAAUAGCAAUUAUUAUAUCAGUGAAAGGUUUAAAAAGAAACAGAAAUACAUGUGCAGUACAAAAAAUA
This is a messenger RNA of Hermetia illucens (black soldier fly), 801 nucleotides long. RefSeq lists its product as uncharacterized. The transcript has 2 exons. The record is from RefSeq and is a predicted model, not a curated record. The coding region runs from base 131 to 694 and encodes 187 amino acids. NCBI's taxonomy places the organism in Eukaryota, Metazoa, Arthropoda, Insecta, Diptera, Stratiomyidae.